ACGGCGAGAAACAAAUGCAUACCUUUAAUCGAUCGCGCCCUCGCGUCGAGGUUCGAUCACAUCCGUCCUUUGUCCUUUGCGGCCCUACUGAUUUCGUUUUGAUGGCGUUUUCCUUCCGAUUUUCGUGACGUUGAUCGCUGGACAAACGACUCGAGCGUAAAAAAGACCGCAAAAGUUGCAACAUAGGAAGUGACCGAUCCUUUUAACUUUUUAAGAGAGCAGUAUGAAGCAAAACGCGUAGGUUUGCAGCUAAAGGCCAGCGAUCGUCUGUCUCUGUCGGGUCGGCAAGCGAGCUGCUCGGACGCACAGCGCGGUUACUCUCAUGUCAAACUGUUCCAUUCAUUUUUCAGAACAUGGAGUAGAACCAGACAAAUAUGGCGGACGAUAACUUUAAAGUGAGGCUUUUGGAGCGCUUAAAAAUCAAAAUAGGCGAGGCCAAAAACUUACCAACCAGAAGUCAUGGCUCAGCCACCCAAAGGGACGUGUAUUGCACCUUGUCUUUGGACCAGGAGGAAAUCUUCAGAACGUCCACUGUUUACCAAACUCUCAGCCCAUUUUUCGGCGAAGAGUUCCAGUUCGAUGUGCCACGGAACUUCCGGUUCAUUUCCAUCUAUGUCUUCGACCGCGACCGGCAAAACAACAAACAGGAUAAGGUUCUGGGCAAGGUGGCCAUCCGAAGGGAACACUUGGCUUCGUACAACAACAAGGAUCACUGGUUCCCGAUCAAAGCAGUGGACGCAGAUAGCGAAGUUCAGGGCAAAGCCAACAUUGAAAUCAAAUUCGAGCCAGUGUUCAACCGAAGCAAAAACUCCAGUUACAACACCAACACUAGAAAACUGUUUGUGCAAGUGCGGGAGUGUUUAGAUCUGACUUUGAAAAACGGUGCCUGUGAUCCAUAUGCCAUUAUUUCCGUCACCUACACGAAUGGUAAGCGAUUGUCGAAGAGGACUAAAGUGAGGAAAAAAACGACCAGUCCACAGUUCGAGGAAGUGUUUUCGUUCAAUAGUUGUGAGGACAGUGACAUUGACACUGAAAUUUGUGAACUUCUCGUUUCGAUUUGGCACGACACUCCCGGUAUGAGUGACGAUGUGUUUUUGGGAGAAGUCCGAGUGCAGCUUAAAGGAUCCCAACAACAAAGUGUCACCCAUCAGAACGCUUGGUAAGUUCACACUGUAUUUCAGCCUUUAUUGGU
Dendroctonus ponderosae (mountain pine beetle) is the source of this 1192-nucleotide messenger RNA. RefSeq names its product ras GTPase-activating protein 3-like. The transcript has 3 exons. Gene Ontology annotation, molecular function: clathrin binding; phosphatidylserine binding; calcium ion binding. Gene Ontology annotation, biological process: cellular response to calcium ion; regulation of calcium ion-dependent exocytosis; regulation of dopamine secretion. The record is from RefSeq and is a predicted model, not a curated record. NCBI's taxonomy places the organism in Eukaryota, Metazoa, Arthropoda, Insecta, Coleoptera, Curculionidae. The coding region runs from base 375 to 1163 and encodes 262 amino acids.